GAGUAUAUCUGUCGUUGGUAAUUUUAGUUUGGACCAUUCAAAAGUUUUUCCAAGCUCUUCUACACCACUUUCCUUCUUGUUGUUGCUUCUUCCUUUCUCUACUUUUCUACUUUUCUACUUUCUGCAACCACCAACAUUCCACAAUGCAAUUCAAAGCCAUAACUUCCACUUCCUCUCACAUUCAAUUGAAAACCUCCAUUAUCAAACAAACCAUUCCUUGUAACUCUCUCAAUUUCAACCCCUCUUUUUCCUCCCAUUUUUGGCGCCCUAAAACCUCUCAAAAACCCCUUAAUUCACCCAUUUUAAAACUCUACCCAACUCCUAAAAAUCUGCAAAAACUUGGUUGCAUUAGUCCAAGCCAACAACUUUUGGGUGAAAAUUAUGAAACCCAUCAACCAGAAUUUGAAAACAAUGGUGGUGGAAUUGACCCAGAAAAUGAAAAGCUUGAAAUUUUGGAACCCACAAAUGAGGUUGAGGAAUUGGGUAAUCAAAGUAUGUGGGAUCAAAUGGUUGACAUUGUUAAGUUUUCCGGGCCGGCUACCGGGCUCUGGAUUUGUGGGCCUUUGAUGAGUCUCAUUGAUACUGCUGUUAUUGGUCAGGGUAGCUCUCUUGAGCUUGCUGCUUUAGGUCCAGGAACUGUGCUUUGUGAUUAUGUGGGCUAUGUGUUUAUGUUUCUUUCAAUUGCUACUUCCAAUUUGGUAGCUACUUCACUAGCUCAAAAGGAUGAGAAUCAAGUGCAGCAUCAGAUAUCAAUUUUACUAUGUAUGGGACUGGCUAGUGGAGUGUUGAUGCUGUUGUUGACAAUAUGCUUUGGUGAAUGGGCUCUAACUGCUUUCGUGGGAUUGAAGAACAUCCAUCUUGUGUCUGCUGCAAAUUCAUAUGUACAGAUUCGUGCCUUAGCAUGGCCUGCUAUUCUUGUCGGGUCUGUUGCUCAGAGUGCCAGUCUAGGCAUGAAAGAUUCCUUAGGACCAUUGAAGGCCUUGUUGAUUGCCAGUGCUCUCAACGGAAUUGGUGAUGUAGUCCUCUGUACUUUCUUAGGUUAUGGGAUAGCUGGUGCAGCAUGGGCAACUGCAGCUUCACAAGUAGUGGCAGCUUAUGCGAUGAUUGGUGCCUUGAAUAAGAAAGGAUACAAUGGGUUUUCUUUUGUGUUUCCAUCACUUUCUGAACUGCAAAUAAUAUUUGAGAUCGCUGCCCCAGUUUUCAUAACCAUGGUUUCAAAGGUGGCAUUCUACGUUCUUAUUAUUUAUAUAGCUACCUCAAUGGGUACACAUGUAGUUGCUGCUCAUCAGGUCCUGCUUAAUAUAUACAGCAUGUGUUCAGUAUGGGGUGAGCCCCUUUCUCAAACUUCACAGUCAUUUAUGCCUGAACUACUUUUUGGAGCAAAGCGAAGUUUAGUAAAGGCGAGAUCUCUAUUGAAGUCCCUUUUGAUAAUCGGAAUGUUUAUUGGGCUUCUUCUAGGAGCUGUGGCAACUGCCAUCCCUUUGUUUGUUCCCAAUAUCUUCACAUCUGAUCCAGCAGUGAUAGGAGAGAUGCGCAAAGUUUGGAUUUUUUUCUUCUUUGCUGUAAGUGUGACUCCUUGUAUACUCCCGUGCGAGGGUACAUUGCUGGCUGGCAGGGAUCUCAAAUUCAUAAGUACAUCAAUGGGUGCAUGUUUCACUUUUGGUGCACUUGUAUUGCUGAUUGUGAAAAGUCAAGGGUUAGGCUUGGUAGGCUGUUGGAGUGCCCUUGUUGGAUUUCAAUGGGCACGCUUCUUGAUCUCUCUAAGACGCAUUCUUUCUCCUAGCGGUGUACUAUACUCGGAAGAUCUUGAUCUUUCUAGAUUGGUCGAGCUGAAAGCAGCCUAAUUGUAACAUCUUCAAUCAUCAUAUUGAACUUUUUCAACCCGUACUACAAUUUUGAAGCCUAAAGGAGGCUUAAAAGCAUAGCAAUUUGUGUAUAAUCAUACACUAAACUCUGAACACUUUAUAGUAGUUGAUAACAUUUCUUAUGCAACUGUAUUUUAUGAUAUCAGAAACACAUAUAAUUAACUUUGAAUUGUAAUUAUUAUCAA
Molecule: messenger RNA, 2050 nt
Organism: Beta vulgaris subsp. vulgaris (sugar beet)
Lineage: Eukaryota; Viridiplantae; Streptophyta; Magnoliopsida; Caryophyllales; Amaranthaceae
Product: protein DETOXIFICATION 46, chloroplastic
Exons: 14
Coding region: 144-1844 (566 amino acids)
Biological process (GO): transmembrane transport
Cellular component (GO): membrane
Molecular function (GO): xenobiotic transmembrane transporter activity; antiporter activity
Source: RefSeq, a predicted model, not a curated record